AUCGUGCCAACGAUACCCGUACCUCUUGAGAUCUUAGUGAGUUUGCUGGAGUAAAUGUUCGGGUCGGUAACUCAGCGCUGCCAAGCUGUUGAUUCCGCGGCUGUCAUAGUAUCCGCGAUGUCGGCUCGCCCGAGGAGCUGACGGAUAAGUAUCCGCGCCCUCAUAUUACAACUAUCACCACUUCAACGACAAAUAUGCUACUGCACGCGGACAAUUAGUCACGCUUCUCAUAGUCUCCGCUUUCCCCUCCAAAGAGUCUCAGUACUUCAGAGCUCUGACAUCUUCAUUUUUCUGACGCUUCCUCGUACAUUCAGUAACCCAAACUACUCAACCCCUGACGCAACACAGUCGCUACAAUGAGCCUCCCCACCCACUUCACCCUCAACACCGGCGCAAAGAUCCCCUCUGUGGGCUUUGGAACAUGGCAAGCCCCGCCAGGUCAAGUCGCCAAAGCUGUCGAGACCGCCCUGCGCACCGGCUACCGCCACAUUGACUGCGCCUCCAUCUACCGCAACGAAGCAGAAGUAGGCGAGGGCAUCAAGGCCUCUGGCGUGCCCCGUUCGGAGAUCUUCAUCACCGGAAAGCUCUGGAACACGCACCAUCGACCCGAAGAUGUGCAGAAAGGUCUGGACAAGACGCUCCGGGACCUGGACGUGGAGUACCUGGACCUCUUCCUCAUGCACUGGCCGGUAGCAUUUCGGGCGGGCGACAAGUGGUUCCCCCUCGAAGAGGGCAGCGGGAUCUUUGCCCUAGAGGACAUUGACCCGGCCGUCGCGUACGGCGCGAUGGAGAAAUUGCUGGACAGCGGCAAGGUCAAGGCCAUCGGCGUCUCCAACUUUACAGCCAACAAGCUGGACGACCUGCUGCGCAAGACCAAGGUCGUCCCAGCCGUGAACCAGAUCGAAGCACACCCCUACCUGCAGCAGCCCCAGCUGCUCAAGCACUGCCAGGACAAGAGCAUCCUCGUCGAGGCCUACUCGCCCCUCGGGAACAACCAGACCGGCGAGCCCCGCACCGUCGACGACCCCCUUGUCGCGGAGCUCGCGCAGGAGCUGGGCUUGGACAUUGGCCAGGUGCUGUACUCGUGGGGUGUGCAGCGCGGCACGGUCGUGCUGCCCAAGAGCGUGACGGCGUCGAGGAUCGAGACGAAUCGCCAGAUUAGGGAACUGCCCAAGGAUGCGUUUGACAAGUUGAACGCUUUGGAGAGGAACAAGAGGUUCAACUGGCAGACGAGGUGGGGAUAUGACAUUUUCGAGGAGCUUGGCGAGGAGUAUGUGAAAAGGGUGGCCAGAGAGGCUGGAGAGGAGAACAAGACCAAGUUCACGGUCUGAGAAACUCUAGACGUAUGAUGAGACCAUAGAAUAGACUUCAUUUGCCUUGUGUGAACGGACGUAAAACUCGCUGGUGG
This is a messenger RNA of Emericellopsis atlantica, 1408 nucleotides long. RefSeq names its product NADP-dependent oxidoreductase domain-containing protein. The record is from RefSeq and is a predicted model, not a curated record. Gene Ontology annotation, molecular function: aldose reductase (NADPH) activity. The transcript has a single exon. Lineage: Eukaryota; Fungi; Ascomycota; Sordariomycetes; Hypocreales; Bionectriaceae. Bases 357 to 1331 code for a protein of 324 amino acids. Gene Ontology annotation, cellular component: cytosol.